Dendronephthya gigantea is the source of this 1029-nucleotide messenger RNA. Its product is annotated as zinc finger MYM-type protein 1-like. Lineage: Eukaryota; Metazoa; Cnidaria; Anthozoa; Malacalcyonacea; Nephtheidae. The coding region runs from base 1 to 1029 and encodes 342 amino acids. The transcript has a single exon. The record is from RefSeq and is a predicted model, not a curated record.
AUGGGUAUCAUCGACUUAGCCCGAUGUAAAGAACCGGCAUUUAUUGCCCACGGCUUUAACAACUGGAAGAAAGCUAUUGAAAAAUUUAAAUCGCAUCAAAAGUCUCAAACCCAUUCAUUGGCGGUCAGGCAAAUUGCUGCAGUAAAAAAACCAUCGGUAAGCGCUCAACUUGUUACCCAGAUGCAAAAAGAUCAACAGCUUGCACGAAAUUCGCUUAUUAAGUUGUUUACGAGUAUUAGGUACCUAUUGCGGCAAGGUACUGCGUUUCGUGGUCACGACAAAUCUGAUGGAAAUUAUUUGCAAUUGCUCAAACUGCGAACGGAAGAUGAUCCAAACCUGGAGAUUUAUCUAAAAAGAACAACUAACUUUACCUCAUUUGCUGGGCAAAACGAGAUGAUUAGGCUUUUCAGUCAUAACAUUUUGCAGGAUAUUAUACGGGAGAUCCAGAGGAAUGAAUUUUUUGCAGUGAUUGUUGAUGGAACACAAGAUAUAAUUGGAGAUGAACAAGAGUCUAUCUGCCUAAGACAUGUAGAUUCUGAACUUAAUGUACACGAAGACUUUAUGGGCUUAUAUGAAAUUCCUAGUACUACGAGCGACGUGUUGGCGCAGAUGAUAUUUGAUGUCCUCAUUCGGUUUGGACUGUCUGUUGACAAGUUGCGUGCCCAAACAUAUGAUGGAGCUGCUAAUAUGAGCGGUUGUCAUACAGGAUGUCAAGCAAGGGUGAGAGAAAAACAACCUCUUGCUCUGUAUUUUCACUGCGGUUCGCACACGUCAAAUCUUGUCAUGCAACACGCGGUUAACUCCUGCGAACUUAUUCGAGACUCCUUACAAUGGAUUAACGAGCUGGGCGCUCUUAUGAGCAGGUCUGGAAAGUAUAAAGCUAUUUUCCAGAUAAUCUGCAAUUCCUGUGAAUCAGUAGAGAGCGACAACAAUCUUCAUCCUACAAAGAUCAAGCCACUGUGUGUUACUCGGUGGCUAUGUAGAUUAGAUGCCAUACAUUCUGCAAAUCUGUCAAUAUGCACAUACUAG